CGGGGAAGAGGAAGCACACUUAAAUGUGCGAAGCAGUCAAAGUGUUUCCAUUCGGAAAAUCUGAUCUGGAUUGUGGAUGUCAAGUCAUCGAACGAAAUAGCCACGAGUCCAAGCCCCGAGAUGAAACCAGCUGCAAUUCCGGCGAACGAACGGCGUCUGGCCUUCCUGGCCGAGUGGUUCCACACGGAAGCAGGGAUAAUACGCACUUUCCUGAUCACUUACUAUGUGGCCGACAAGGCGGUAGAAGUGUUUGACCAGCGCAACAAGCGAACCUUCUUGCGUCGUACCAAGAUUCCGGAGCUGACGCAGCGCGACUUCUUUGUUGGCUCCAAGAUUAAUGUGUUUGGCCGGCAGUUCGACAUUGUGGAUUAUGCGGACGAUACUACUAGAACCAACCUUGCCAAAUACCGAAAAAAGGGCUUCGUUCUUUUGAAGAACAGCAUGUGGACCAAGCAUCUCGGCAAGUUUCUAAAGGCGCUGAUCGACAACAAGAUCAACAUAAACCACGGCUUGAUGGUAGAUCUCACACCCAAGAUGGCCACUCAGUUCCUUUCCGGGAAGGACAAGACCAAUGUCUCCAGCUCUGUCCUGAUGAACGAACUGCUAGCUGGGCCGGCCAUUAGCCUGGAGUUAAUCGGGGACAACGUGGUCGAGAUCAUGAAAGCGUGUGCCAAUUACAAAAGCCCCGACAUGGAGACGUCCAAUGUGAAGCUGCCGCCCGGCCUGGAGGAGCUCUGCGAGUGUGAGGAGAUUCGUUACGGGUUUUACUACUCAGACAGCGAUAACGACGUGGUGAUGGACCUGCAGUUCUUCUUCGAUGCAAGCCACAGCAUCAUUAAGGAAUGCCAGUUUCAGAACACCACGUUAGCCAUCAUCAAGCCGCACAGCAUCAAGGACGGCCUGUUAGGCCACAUUGUUUCCGAGAUUCUGGCUAAUGGUUUCAGGGUGACAGCCAUGCGCAUGAUUCUGAUGGCGCGCAUUAACUGCGAAGAGUUCUACGAGGUGUACCGCGGCGUCCUGCCCGAGUACAUACCCAUGGUUGCGCAGUUGGCCAGCGGAGUUUGCAUGUGCAUGGAAAUCGCGUCCGUUGAUUCAGACAAGCAGUCGCACAAAGAGUUCCGCAACUUCUGCGGCCCCAUGGACCCGGAGAUCGCUAAGCUACUGCGCCCGCACACGCUGCGCGCCAAGUUCGGUAAAUCCAAGGUGCAGAACGCCAUCCACUGUACCGAUCUGCCAGAUGAUUGUAACCUAGAGCUGCAGUACAUGUUUAAAAUCGUCGAAUGACCCAAUUAGUUAGCUUAACUUAGCGUUAAAAUAUUUAUUUUGAGUUUAGUGCGUGUGUGCGUGUAUUAAUAAAUUACCAGUGAUAAAAAUGUA
Drosophila serrata is the source of this 1377-nucleotide messenger RNA. It is a transcript of the gene nmdyn-D7, whose product is annotated as nucleoside diphosphate kinase homolog 7. Gene Ontology annotation, molecular function: nucleoside diphosphate kinase activity; ATP binding. Gene Ontology annotation, cellular component: centrosome; axonemal microtubule. Lineage: Eukaryota; Metazoa; Arthropoda; Insecta; Diptera; Drosophilidae. The record is from RefSeq and is a predicted model, not a curated record.